AACAAAUUUGUCUGGAAAAAAUAAUAAACCAGAAAGUUUUCAAUUUUUUUACUGCCAAAAUGGUAAUCAUUCAGUGUACAGUGACUCCUGCUAAACAGUCUUAAAUUAAAUUUAAACUAAAAUGCAAGAAGGCAUCCAGAAUAACGAUGAAAACUUGUCACAUAUGUUAGAAGUUAAAAACAGUUUUAAUAUGACAACAAAUGGGUAUGGAAAGGAAAAUAAUCAGCCAGAACAGGAAGUUGAUAAGAGUCUUCCUGUAACAAAAACACCGGAAAAUGGUCUAGAAAGCGAUGGUAGCAGUUGUGAGGAUGGUACUUCAAGUAUUGAUCCAAACAAUUAUUCAGUAGGAGAGACUGAUACAACUCUGGAAAUAGACAAGGAUACCCAGUUAAUAAAAACUCCUGUCUCUGACAAUCCAAAUAUAAAUGUUGCAGAACUUUUAGACACAAUCGCCUAUCAACACAAAAUAAUCAACGAUAACUCGAGUAACUUCAAAUUCCUGGAAGACAAAGUUUCAAAAUUGGAAACCGUUAAAAAGGAAUUGGAAACCAAACUUGAAAAUGCCAACAAGCUAAAGGAAGCUGCCAUAAAAGAAAAGGAAAAUAUGGUUAUCAGAUAUGCUGUUGGAGAAAAAAAUGUAAUGAAAGAGCGGCAACAAAAAGAACAAAUUGAUAAAAAAUUUAAAGAGCUUCAAAAAGAAAACGAACUGCUACAGCAUAAAUUGCAAACGAUGAUUUCAGAAAAAGCAAGGAUAUGUCAAAUGUUGGAUAAUAAAUGUUAUGAACACAAAAACGUACAGCAGGAACUGGAUAGGGCGAAACAAGAAGUUAAUAAUUUGGAUACUAAAUUGAAAUGGCAUCAGAAUAGCUUGAAAAAUGAAAUUGAGGCCCAUAAAGAAUGUCAGGCAAAGGUUGAAAAUCUCAACACAAUCGCCCAAGACUCAGCAAACCAAAUAGAAACUGCAAAGAAACAUGCAGAAGAAACCAUAAAAAACUUCAUGACUUCUCAAGAAAAUAAAGCCUACAUUCUAGAUCAGCAAGUUAAAGAACAACAGGCCUCACUCAUUUUACUCCGACACGAGAAAACAGAUAGAGAAUUACAAAUAAAAACUUUGCAAAAUGAACUGGACAGACUGCACACUAAACAAAAAGAAAUGAUUGAUGAAAAUAAUAAUUUGAGUUUGAAAGUGCAACAUUUGGAGCAAGAAAGGCUUGAAAAUGGACAAAAAUUGAGUGAGCUUAGAGGAUGUCAGGAUCAACAAAGACAAGAUGCUGCAAACUUACAGACAAGAAAUGUACAAUUAGAGCAAUUGAAGUUGCAGCUGAAACAUGAACAAGAUCAAUUGCUAGCAUCUAAUGAACAAAUGGAUCUUUUAAAACUAAGAAACCAGGAAUUAGAAUCUGAUAUGGAGGCUUGUAGAGUUAGGGAAGCUGAGCUGCUUCUUUUUACUCAACAAUUGACUGACAAAAAUGUUAGGCUACAAUCUGAAUUUACUGCUCUAGAAACAAAAGUUCAGCAACUUUCUUGUGAACAGACUCUGUUGAAAAGGCAACUUAAGGAACAAGAAUCCAAAGUUGGUUUAUUGUCGACUACCUUGGAAGAAGAAAGAGGUAAAUUUUUGUCAGAAAGUGACACUUUAAAGAAAACUUUAGAAGAAACUCAGAAAAGUUUGGAUAAUGCUUUAAGGGAAGUAGGUGAUCAACUAGGGGAAAACUUGGUCAUGAAAAGGAAGUUUGAUUUAAACUUGAGGGAAGUCAACAAAGAACUACAACAUUGCAGGAAAAAAAUCGAACAAUAUGAAAAUGGUGAUUCAUCGUCAAACGCUAGCAACUCUAGUUCUUCUUUCAACGUUAAUGGACAUUAUUCCGACAAUGAGCAAGUAAAAAUUGUGCAGCCUGAAGCAACUAUAGACAAACAAGCUCUUAUUGAACAUAUCGUAAAGUUGCAAAGGAUAAGUGCCAAGAAGUCUGAAAAAAUUGAUUUUCUAGAGGAACAUGUGAAUACUUUGGUGGUUGAGAUUCAGAAGAAAACUAAACUAUUGCAGGGGUAUAUUUUGAGGGAACAAUCUGGCACUUUGAGCUCGAACAGCAUGGAUAGCAAUAAGGCGCGGUUAGCAAAACUAAACGGUGUUAUGGCAUCUAUGUACAGCAAUAAAGUGUGCGAUGAUAGUUUAACCAUGGAACUUUCCUUGGAUAUCAAUCGGAAACUUCAAGCUGUAUUGGAAGAUGCCUUGCUUAAAAACAUCACUUUAAAGGAAAAUGUAGAUACUUUAGGAACUGAAAUAGAUAGGCUGAAUAAAUUAUUAAAAAAAUCGUGAUUGGUAGACUCUUGCAAGCGAUUAUUGAAUAAUAAUUAUUAUAAAUUAAAACCAAAGUCAUUUAUUGAUCUCAUUCGCAUAAUAUUUCUUAGAUUUUAAAUUAUUAUUAUUAUUAUGUAUUAUAUGGAAUGUACUUAAAAUUAAAUUUUGUGGUGCAUACUUCCAAAGUUAUUCCACUUAGAAUUAAAAAUGCAUUUAGGUAUUUUAUUUAUUUUACAAUAAUGUUUUUUUGUUAAAUAUAUAAAUUUCAAAUUCUGUUUUCUGAAGAUGAAAAUGUUUGUUAAAAGUCUGUUUACAUCUGACUGUUUAAGGGCGGGUAUUAUAAAACUGCUUUGACAGUUAACUUGAAGUUAACUUUUUGAAUUACAUGUAUUUUCAGAAGUUAACUUUAAGUUAACUCUCAAAGUAGUUUUAUAAUACCCGCCCUAAGAGUUAUUUAUAAAAUUAGGGAAUUAUUAAUUAUGGGAACUGUACGUACAUUACUGCCUAAAUAGAUUGCAGUGGAUGUCAUAUUAAAUAUCGAUUUUAUCUACAAAUCUUUAAAAAAAUAUUAUAUUAUUCAAAAUUUAACUUUUGACAAUGUUGAAGUUAUAGAGAGGCUUAUUUUUAACUUCCAAGCCUUGUCAGAGGGCUUAAUGUGACUGAAUUUGCCAAUAAUAGAUAACUAUUAUUUAUUGUUUUUCAAAAAUUUAUGUAUAAAUGACAUUUUGAGAUUUUUGACUUGCCCAAACUUAUUAUUGACUGAUGUAAAAAUUAGCUGAAUUUCAUCAGUUUUGUUUCAAUUGUGAUAUUGUUUAAAUUAAUAAAAAUAGAUAGACAUUUUCUUUUCCCAAUGAUGUAUGUAUGUAUGUAAAAAAAAAUGUGACCAUAUAAAAAAAUGUUGAUAAAAUAAAAUAAAACAUAAUAUACAUGAUGACUAAGUACAAAAUAAGAUUUUUAAAUAGUGCGUAAUGAAUAUUAAAAGUUCGAAUUAGAUACUGGUGAGGAUUGAACCUAAAACCAAGAAACUUUUAACAUUCAUUAUUUACCCGUCCCUAAAAGUAGAUUUGAAAUAGCACAGAAUAUUUUUCUUAUUAUCUUGUCAUGCUUCCAUUGCUUCCUCACCAAUGUCAGUAGUAUCAGAGGCGACUUCUUCAUAAUCCCUUUCCAGCGUAGCCAAGUUUUCUCGAGCCUCGGUAAAUUCUCCUUCCUCCAUACCUUCACCUACGUACCAAUGGACGAACGCUCUUUUGGCAAACAUAAGAUCAAACUUCCUAUUCAAUUUUCUCCAAGCCGAUUCUAUAGCAGUUGUAUUCGAUAACAUACAGACAGCUCUUUGGACGCUGGCCAAGUCACCGCCUGUGACUACUGUUGGAGGCUGAUAGUUUAUACCAACCUUAAAUCCUAUAUAAGAAUUUUGGUUUCAAUGUUAUAUGUUUUAUUGAAUUAUUUAGGGUGUUCAUUUGUAACUGCUUUUCUUGCUUCAAGCAGAUCGGCGUUCACUUGUCCCAUAUAUAAGCUCAUAAAUAGCAGCUCCUAGCAGAUCUUCCUGAUUUUUCGAGCAGGUAGAGCAAGUAUAAAUGAACACCCAUUUAGUUACCUGUAGGGCACCAAUCUACAAAUCGGACAUAACUUUUAGCUUUCAUUUGAGCUAUGGAAGCAUUGACAUCUUUUGGAACUACAUCGCCUCUGUACAGAAGACAACAGGCCAUGUAUUUGCCAUCACGAGGAUCACAUUUUACCAUCUAAAAAGGACAAUGUUAUAAAGGAUUAUAUCUAAAAACUGAUUACCUGAUUGGUCGGUUCAAAUAAUUCAGCUGUUAUUUCGGCUACAGACAUUCCCUCGUGAAAGGCUUUUUCAGAUGAUACUACAGGAGCAUAGGAAGCUAGUGGGAAAUGGAUUCUUGGAUAAGGAACCUACAUGGUUCAAAAAGAAACUAUAAAAAAGGCUUGAAAAAUAUUAGUGUAUAAUCAAUCUACCAAGUUAGUUUGAAAUUCUGUCAAAUCCACAUUAAGAGCACCAUCAAAUCGCAAUGAAGCUGUUAUGGAAGAAACAACUUGACUAAUCAACCUGGAAAAUAAGAAAGUGGAAUGACCUCUAAAAAAUCCAUGGUUGAUCAUCAUAAGUUAAACUUAUUUUGUAAAUCUGGGUUUAUCGUUGGAUCUUGGGAAGAUCUAAGAGUCAUGAGAACCUUGAGUUAUUAAAUCACUUACCUAUUCAGAUUCAUAUAAUUGGGCCUUUCAAUUCCCAACUUCCUGCGACAAAUGUCGUAAAUAGCUUCGUUGUCGACCAUAAAAGCACAAUCCGAAUGGUUCAAAGUACUGUGAGUGGUCAAAAUCGAAUUAUACGGUUCCACCACAGCCGUGCAAACUUGUGGCGCCGGGUAAACCACGAAUUCGAGUUUACUUUUCUUUCCGAAAUCUUGACUCAGUUUCUCCAUUAGCAAGGACGUGAACCCUGAACCGGUACCGCCGCCAAACGAAUGGAAUACAAAGAAACCUUGCAGUCCGGAGCAGUUUUCGGCUAGUUUGUAGAGACGUUCCAUUACAAUGUUUAACAUGUCUUUGC
Messenger RNA from Ceutorhynchus assimilis (cabbage seed weevil), 4865 nucleotides. Lineage: Eukaryota; Metazoa; Arthropoda; Insecta; Coleoptera; Curculionidae. The record is from the annotation of a GenBank genome assembly.